Hippopotamus amphibius kiboko is the source of this 4966-nucleotide messenger RNA. RefSeq names its product endonuclease V (gene ENDOV). Gene Ontology annotation, biological process: DNA repair. Gene Ontology annotation, cellular component: nucleolus; cytoplasm. The record is from RefSeq and is a predicted model, not a curated record. NCBI's taxonomy places the organism in Eukaryota, Metazoa, Chordata, Mammalia, Artiodactyla, Hippopotamidae. The transcript has 11 exons. The coding region runs from base 15 to 980 and encodes 321 amino acids. Gene Ontology annotation, molecular function: single-stranded RNA binding; RNA endonuclease activity producing 5'-phosphomonoesters, hydrolytic mechanism.
CUCAGGGCCGCGCCAUGGCCCGAAAGGCCGUUGGGAGGCUGCCGGAGGAAACCCUGUCGCUGUGGAAACGGGAGCAAGCCCAGCUGAAGACUCGUGUCGUGCACCGGGACACGGAGGCGUGGCAACGGGACCCCGCCUUCUCGGGCCUGCAGAGGGUCGGGGGCGUGGACGUGUCCUUUGUGAAGGGCGACAGCGUCAGCGCCUGUGCCUCCCUGGUGGUGCUCAGCUACCCUGAGCUCGAGGUGGUGUAUGAGGACUGUUGCAUGGUGAGCCUGACAGCCCCCUACGUGUCGGGCUUCCUGGCCUUCCGAGAGAUGCCCUUCUUGGUGGAGGCGGUGCAGCGGCUGCGGGAGAAGGAGCCCCGCCUCAUGCCCCAGGUCCUUUUUGUGGAUGGAAAUGGGGUGCUCCACCACCGAGGCUUUGGGGUGGCCUGCCACCUUGGUGUCCUCACAGACCUGCCCUGCAUUGGGGUGGCCAAGAAACUCCUGCAGGUGGAUGGGCUGGAGAACAAUGCUCUGCACAAGGAGAAGAUACGGCUCCUGAAGGCUGGAGGAGACUCAUUUCCUCUGUUGGGAGGCUCUGGGACCAUCCUGGGCAUGGCCCUGAAGAGCCAUGACCACAGCACCAAGCCCCUGUAUGUCUCUGUGGGCCACAAGGUGAGCCUGGAGGCAGCCGUGCGCCUAACCCAUGGCUGCUGCAAGUUUCGGAUCCCGGAGCCCGUGCGCCAGGCUGACAUCCGCUCCCGAGACUACAUCCGCAGGACCCUGGGAGUCCAAGGGGCUCCUGCCCUGCGGCCGGAGAGGAGCAAGAAGGCACAGAUGCCAAAGGCGUGCCGUGAAGGAGUCUCAGAAGAGCAUUCAGGUGAAGCCUUGGUCCCCGGCUCACUAGUGGGAGGCUCAGAUGGAGCACAUGCUAGGGAGAGGCACAGGGAAAGCACACUGGUCAACCCGGAGAUGUUUCCCUUUGAUGCGGACCAGUGACCAUGCUCUGAUCCCACCCUCUGCCCACACCAUCCCUCCACCUGGCCCACCCCUCUGGUAGUGGUGACCCCCCCACACCGUGGUAGCCCCACCUCAUAUCUGCUCAGCAGGUGAUUGGCAGCUGCCACUUCCCAGCCCCCCAGCCAUGGAGCCUCAUGCUUAUUCAUGACACUGACAUAUGGCACCUCUGUGGGGGGCGGGGGAUCAGAGGAAGCUGCCAAUUGUGAGAGUGCAGCGUGUCCCCAUUCGAGCCCUGCUGAAGCAAAACAAACGCAAGAUGUGAGGGGAGCAGAGGCGGCCCGGGGGCGUGUGCGUGUGCGCGUGCUUGCCUGCACCGCGGGGGCGCUGGGAGGAGGGGAGGAAAACAAAGGGUGAAGGUGGGGGAGAGAAGGAGGCUGCAGGGCUUGGAAGUGAGUUUUGGUUGUCAUGGCUUCUGGGGUCUCAGUUAAUGGGGUCCUCAGAGGCCAAGCUGUCCAUCCUUCUGCCCCAGGCAGGCUGGCUCACACCAGCCUAAGACCCCUUUCACCUCUCUUCCCCUCACCUCUCACAUGGGAUGCUGGGCUAGGGGACAUGAACAAGAUAAGGGCUCGGCAGCCAGCAGCCCCAUGUGCAGAUCAUUGAAAUGUUCUAAUUCUUUCUCAAAUCAGAAAAAUCUAGCUAAUGUCAAGCCAGAGUCCAUAGGGCUCCAGACUUAGCCAGUUUCUUUUCCUGUUUUUGUUGAGGUUGGAAGAGUAUGUGUACUGCCUCCCAUCAGUGGAUGGGGCACUGCAGCCCCGCAGCAGUUCCUCUCCCCGGGGUGGGGUGGCCCUCUAGUGCUCUGCUGGCCACCCACAGGCUACAAAGCUCUGUUCCUGGGCUGGGGAGGACAGAGCAGAGGCAAAGGCCAAGCUCUUGGGGUCCUCAGCCAACCCCUCCUCCUGGACCCAGGGCUGGAGGCUGCUGCCAUGGAAACGAGGCUCUUUGCCAACUGGCCACGUGCAUCCUGGAAACAGUAGAUGAGCCCAGGGACCAGGGAGUCUAGGAACUGUGAUCACCUCCCAGGAGGCCCAGCCCUAGGGUCCCUUGACCCUGCUCUGCCACCUGCCCCCAUUGGUUGUAAGAACUCAGGAGAGAGAGAAAGAAGCUUGUUGGGAGGCUGGGAUGAUGCUGGGGCCCAGCAGGCCAAGGGGCCAAGACAGAGUGAGGAGCCCCAUGAGGGCAGCUGAAGGUCCCACACUUGUGCAGGAGCUGGAUGCUCUGAACCCUCUUCCACAAGCCUUCACAUGCACUUUAUAUGGUGGCUGACCCUGUGAGGUCUGUCCUUGGGGUCCACCAACCCCCUCAUUUUGGGCCUUCCCCAGGGAGUUGGGGAGAUAUAGAAGCCUGUCCCCUAAGGGUACAGCCUGCUAGAAAGCUGCCCAUGCAGCAGCUCCCUCCCUAGCCGCUUGGACAUCCUGGUGCCCAGGCCUGGUGGGCUGUCUGGGUGGCCUGAACCCCUCCUGGCCUUGCCUUGGAUGAGGGGCCCCUGCUCCAGCCGAGUGUCACGUGAGUCCCAUGGCUGGCUGGCAUGCUCUCGUCCGACAGGCGCUGGGCCACCGCACUUCAGGCACCGCUGUGCAUGGAGGCAUCUGCUGCUCACUGUCUCAGGGCAGAUGGGCUGCCAGUGAGCUAAGUGUGUGCGGGGGAAGGGGUGCCAUAGGAACCCCUUCCCGCGGUAGCGUGGGGGCGGGAGAGGCAGGCGCCCGCCUAGGGAGAGUGGGGAGCGCACAGAAGGGAGCGGCUGGCAUCACAUAGGCUCCCAGUUUGGGGUGAGGCCCGCGAUGCUGGUUCCUGGGCAAGGGGCUGAGGAAAUCCCAGCAGGACUACUGAAGGGAGGAGAGGCCUGGAAGCACUGGUCGAGGCAGGGAUGCCCCGUCACCACUGACUGGGUGGCCUUGGGCAGGUCCCUUUCCUCUCAGGGCCUGAGGGAGUAAGUUUGGAUCUUCUUCAGGGUGUCUUCCAGAUCCAAAACCCUGAGCUUCAGUAGGAUGGGGGUGUCCUGCCAUCUGAGGGGCCUCCUGUGAGGGUGGGGGGAUGCCAGCACAGUCUGCUGUGGCUCCCAGAGAGCUUAGGGUAGUGCUGUAUGUCAGGCGAGGUCACUCUGUUGUUCUCUCUGCAGAGUGGGACUUGGUGCCGGCUUCUGCAGCCUCGCCUGGCUGCAGCGGGAACCAUGCAGUGUGGGUCCCAGUAGAUGAGGGGGGCAGGGCUUCUGGGAAGGAUGCCAGCUGAGGUGGGAGCCCCUCGCUGAUACAGAUCUGGUUGCCCCAAAGCCCUGUGGGACCCUGGACCCUGAGGGACACUGGGGCCCAUGAAGGGGGAGGUGUGGGAAAGUCAACAGGGAAACAUUCCAAGACAGCCUCGGAAACGCACUCAGGGGGCACCAGAAGGGCCUGGGACAGGGGUGAGGGAGGCCCACUGGGCAAACCCCAGAAUCCUGCUCCGGGAACACCUAAGGGCUUCUCAUUCAUAAUGAUGGUAAACAGAGCCACUGGUGCCAGACGCCAACCUGAGCACUUGGCACCAUGGCUUUCAGUAAUCGGCCCAGUAGCAGGGUGAGGCAGCUAUUACCCCACUAGACGGAGGUGGAGACUGAGGCUUAGAAAGAUUACGUGGCUGACAGAGGCCUGGGGGCCAGUCGGUGGCUGAACUGGGAAUGGAGCCUGAGGCCAGCUGGCUGCACAAACCUGAUGCUCAGCUCAACCCCCUGGGUCCCCCACUGCUAGGUGCCUCGACCCUCCACAGCUCCAGAAGCCCAGGGGAGGGUGCCAGGUGCCCGGUGUCCCCUCCUCCUUCCUCCGUCCCUGGGAGGCCCCCACCCCACCCCUGCAGCCGCCUCCACCCGCCUGGCCACAGUGACUCAGCUCAGCUGUUCCUCAGCCGCUCUGCUUGCUGGUAGUUGCCUUUCUUUUUCCUUUUCUUUUCCAAUGUGUGACAUUGCCACUGUGCUGUGGCACAGUGACUGCCUCUACCCAGGAAUGCCCAUGGUGGCCCCAGCUUGAGGUGGCCAAGGUGGCCAGAUGGCAGGGCCUCACCCUGAGACUCUGGUCUUGGGCAGAGAGACUGUCACCUCCAGAGCGGGCACAGUCCUCACCUUAGUUCCACCUGACUCGGGCACAGUGCCAGGGGACAUCUGUCCAAGGUCACCCUCCGCAGCUGCUUCAUGACUCAAGGAUCUGUGUCCUUGAUGUUGUAGGUUGGGCAUCAAGAGGCCAGAAACCCUUCUAGGGAGGGUGACCCAGCAUGGAUGGCCAGAUCCUCACUUUUCAAGAAAGGGGUAAGAAAUAGAGAGAUGUGUCCUGGAGAAGACUGGGGCAGGGGCAUUGCCCAUUGUCUAGGUGGGGGUGAGGUGGUGGGAGGGGGUGAGUUACAUGGAAAAGGAAGGGCUUUCCCUCAAUGAAGGAAGCUUCCCUGAUACUUUUGACUGUCAGUGGAAUUUGCUGUUUUGUUAGGUGGUGAGUUCCCUGUUCCUAGGAGGAUUCAAGCCCUGACAUGGACAGGAUCCUUCAUGGGAUUGAGCCUGGUGUGGCCGAAUUUGUGGGAAGAGCAUUAAAAGCUGGAGUUGGAUGUUUGGGGUUUGAGUCUCAGGUUUAUGUAAACUCAGACAAGUCAUUAAGCCUCUCAGAGCUUAGUCUCCUCUUCUGUAAAAUGGGAUUAGUAUCGCCUUUGCAGGCAGUAGUGAGGAUCCGAAGAGACAUUGUAGGAUAAAGGGCAGUGUAAACUGCAGAGUGCACACAAUGCUUUUAUAUUCUGGUUCAGACCCUUGCAUCUUGCAUCUUUUUUUUUUAAACAUUAUAUUAUUUAUUUAUUGUCUGCGUUGGGUCUUCGUUGCUGUGUGCAGGCUUUCUCUAGUUGCAGCGGUCGGGGGCUACUCUUCAUUGCGGUGCUUGGGCUUCUCAUUGCAGUGGCUUCUCUUGUUGCAGAGCACAGGCUCUAGGCAUGCAGGCUUCAUUAGUUGUGGUACAUGGGCU